Messenger RNA from Scatophagus argus, 5407 nucleotides. RefSeq lists its product as uncharacterized. The record is from RefSeq and is a predicted model, not a curated record. Gene Ontology annotation, biological process: regulation of transcription by RNA polymerase II. Lineage: Eukaryota; Metazoa; Chordata; Actinopteri; Scatophagidae. Gene Ontology annotation, molecular function: nuclear receptor activity; protein dimerization activity; transcription cis-regulatory region binding. Bases 893 to 3016 code for a protein of 707 amino acids. The transcript is spliced from 10 exons. Gene Ontology annotation, cellular component: aryl hydrocarbon receptor complex; nucleus.
UGUGUCUCCGCUGCCCUUCGCGUGUGAUCCCUCCCCUCGCGCUGCUCAGAAAAUGUGUGUGUGCAGCUCGAGGCUGCAAGCCGGGGUCGGUUUGGGCUGCUACUUUCAUGGACUCCUCGUAAAUAUACAAACUAAUCACGCAUUUACAAUUAUUCACGUCAAAAAUACACACAAUUUAACACAGAUAACACACUAAUAUAUUAUGCUAUUGUUAGUUGUUUUAUAAUUAUUUUGGUAAACCAAACAGGAGAUGUAGGCUAGCCACGGAAUAAAGAGAAAAUGCUUGUAGACACGUAGUUGAAUGUUACCUAGUGCUCAUAAAGUAUUCCAAAAUGAGCGGUAAUCACGGUAAGAGAGUAAAUAUCAUGUAGUUUUAUUAUUAGACUAUACAUAACAGUAAUUGUCAUACAUAGCUAUACACGAAGCUGUAUAAAACAAUGUAAAAAUCGUAAUUCCCAUAAACACACAGUACCUGAAAGCAGCAUAAGCUAAGUCUAGCGUGUGUGUGUGUUUGUGUGUGUGUGUGCGCUCACGCUCUGUUUGUGAGGCAGAGAGUUGCGUGCGAAGAGCUCGACAUGUCAUUCAGAGGAAUCCGCCACCUGAAACGCGAGGAAGUGAAGGCGACUCAAUUGGGUAUAAAGCAUCAGCCAACAUCUGCCCCGAGCAGUGCAAAGCUGAUGAAAACAUCAGCUCGGAACUCAUACAGGACCUCUCCGGUUUGUUUUAUUUCCCUGGGAUUUAUCCUUUGGCAUUACCGAGACGGUGCAACCAGGGAGACGCAUCUCUUCUCUGCACUUACAGUGAAUGUGACUCAACAGACAACAUUAUACUGGAAUUAACUGAUAUACACCGAUAUUCUGGCGCACCUGUUACCUCCACGGAGCGCAAGAUCAUGAUCCCUCCGGGAGACUGCAUGUACGCGGGCAGAAAGAGGAGGAAGCCCAUCCAGAAACAACCAAGACCAUCAGGGCUCGGCAAGCUGACCAUGAAGCCGUCCUCUGCCAAUGAGAAAACCAACCCGUCCAAGCGGCACAGAGACAGGCUGAAUGCAGAGCUGGACCGGCUGGCCAGCCUCCUGCCGUUCCCCCCGGAUGUCAUCUCCAAACUAGACAAGCUGUCAGUGCUGCGCCUUGCAGUGUCCUACCUCCGUGUCAAGAGUUUCUUCCAAGCCAACCACGAUAAGACCUCCAGGAAGCACAUCAACAGCCCAGCACCCUCUAACCCUGAACCCAGGAAAGAAAGCCUUCCAUUGGGCACCAUCAUCAAUGAAAGCAGCCUCCUCCUGGAGUCUCUGACAGGCUUUGCAUUGGUGGUGAGCAGCGAUGGGAUGGUCUUUUAUGCCUCCUCAACCAUUGUGGACUACCUGGGAUUUCAUCAGACUGACGUGAUGCACCAGAAUGUGUUUGACUACAUCCACAUCGAUGACCGUCAGGAGUUCAGACGUCAGCUCCACUGGGCCAUGUGUCCUCCACAGCACCAGGGGACGUCGGUACAUCAGGACAACCAGCUAGCAGCAGGGACUGGCGACGAUUUUGUCGUGAGCAGCCUGUUCCAUUCUCCUGAGGCCGGGGGAAUACCUCCUGAGCUCUCCUGCUUUCUCAACAGAUGUUUCAUUGCCCGAGUCCGAUGCCUCUUGGACAGUACCUCUGGAUUCUUGACUAUGCAGUUCCAGGGUCGGCUGAAGUUUCUCCACGGUCAGAAAAAGAAGUCUGCCUCUGGAGCUCUGAUGCCUCCCCAGCUGGCUCUGUUCUGCAUAGGUGUACCCCUUCUACUGCCCUCCAUUACUGACAUGAAAAUGAAGAACAUGUUAAUGCGGGGAAAGAACAAGGGAGGAGGAGGAGGAGGGAUUAUUUCUGCACUGGAGCAUGGUAAGCGUGGGGAACACCUCCGGAGGCACUCCUACAGUGGAGGAAUGGGUGACAUUGCAGACCCUCUCCUUCUCUCCUGUCCUUCUCCUGGUGCUACCCAAAGAGGUCACCACACUCCCUGGACUCCGCUCUCCAAAGACAACCUCAAGUACCGCCCUGAUGGUUACUACAACCAGGAAGAGCCCCUCAAUUACUGCAAGUCAUCCAUGGCUCCCCAUAAAGGUGUCAGUCCAGGCCUGGGUGGUGGCUGGCCUCUGCGGCCAAACUCAGGUCCCCUCAGGGCAGGGCAAGGUGUAGGCUACAUCCCUUCUAAUCGUUUAAACAAGGCUGGCCAGUACGCAAAGCCAUAUCGCCUUUCGCCAAGCUGCCACAGUGGCAGGGGUGGUGAGGUGUUUGUCUCUAAGCUCUAUGGGAACGUUCAGAUUCCCACAGAUCCUGAUGCCUACUGCGUGGACCUGGUGAAGAAUGAGAAUGGCUACGGAGAAUGCUACGAUGGCCAUCUGAUGCCUGAGAUGCCACCCAUCAAGGUAGAGCACGACUCAGACUCUGAGAAUGGCUGCGAUGCCUAUGGGCGACCCUGGGCUUGUCGUGACCCAGAGACGAUUGACCGUCGCUAUGUUAACGGGGUAUAUGCACAGACCUCAGGCCUCCAUCUCAAAUCAGAGGCAGAUUACUAUGAUCCGCAGUACUCACCCUGUCAGAGAGGGAAAGCAGGAAUCAGCCCGUCGUACAACAACGGCAAUUACCAGAACUAUGCAGUCAACAACAGCAGCAACCCAACUGGACGUCUGUUAAAAUGUGACAAAGACUUGGGCAAUAACAACGACAACAAUCAGUUUAGUCCUCAGAGACUCUCCCACACAGACUCUCUAUGCAGCAACCAAUCUAUCAACCUCAUGGACUCACAUGUCUACCCACAAGACCCUCACAAGGCCUACAUGCACCCGGACUACAACAAGCAUGGCGCUUAUGAGUUCAAAGGUCAUGGCUUGAUCCACUCGAUCAAGCGGGAGCCCAUAGACUCUCCGCCGUGGUCUGAAAGCAGUCAUGAUAUAAGCCAGUCCAUGAUGGCUGGUCAAAGGAACGUUAUGCCAUGUGUGAUGAGCACAGGGCCCCACAAGUCCAGUCCCUACAUCUAUAUGCCGUAAAAAUUGAUUGGUGCAAACAUAUCAGCAGAUAAAUACUUAUGUCCGUGCUCCCUCUCAACUUUGUCACACACACGUGCACACACAUACACACACACACAGACACACACACACUCAGUGUGCGUUAAAGUAUAUAUUUUGCACCACAUACACCAGCAUUACAAAAGGACAGUCUUUGAGUAUGAAGAUUCCCAGGAUGUCCACAUUUAAAUUACUUCUUCUAUUUGACGAAGAGGUCGCAAACAAGGCUCAGGUUCUAGUGUUAGAGUUGUGACAAUCAAACAUAAUACUUUUAAUCCAGUUUAUGGAUAGAUGAUUUAGUUUCUAAGGAAUACGAUUUGUAGUUGGUUCCAAGCACUUUUGGAUUUAGUGACUAUGAGGCAAAUUAUGUCUAGAAACACAAUUUCAUUUUGUUUUAUGUGUUGUAUACACCUGGCUUUUGUGGGAAGAACAAAGAUUUUGCUGUAAAAAAGUACCUUUUCUAAAUUUUGUAAACAGGAGAUAAUUUAACAAUACCUACUACUGGGCUCAACAAGGGAGAUGGCUGAUAAUGAGAGCACACUUAGGAAUCAGUGAUAGCAAUUUAAAGGUUAAUCUGCCUCGAUGGUGUUUGUUAUAAAUGGAACACCGUUUUCAUGGCUGCCUCCAAUGAUGUAUUAUUGGAAACUACUGUUUUCUAUGCAUUUGAGAAAAGUGAAAUUAACUUGCAGGGACUUCAAACUUGCAGAAAACUUGCGGAACAAAAAAUUUGAUUAAAAUCUACCAAUAGGUUUGCAGCCAGGUUCUGCUUUGAAAACACUCAUCACAGAUGUACACAUUCAAGGACAUCUAAUACCAAGCAGCUGCACAACCAAAUUCACAUACAUUUUUUUCACAACGUCUCUGUUUACUCAGUGUUUGUCCUCUGUAAGUGAUAUUCUUAUAAAAUGAAAUUCAAUGCAAUGCUUUUGUCAGAGCAUCCUUGAACACACCAUCAAGGACAGUUUCUUUUAAAAAUGAAAAGCAAUUUGUAGUUAAUGGAUCAAAACAUGUAAAAAGAUUGAUAUGGCCAAAGCUUAGUGCAUAUUCACUACAUUUGUUUAUUAAACUACAAACAGCCUGAGUAUAGUCAUAAUGUAAUGACAUGAGAGGGGCAUAGUAAGAAGCAAACAAACCCUUAACCACAAACCUGUGGUUCAACCAUGUGUCCUGCUGAAGCAUCCUUUAGUAAGGCACUAAAGUUCUUCGGACGCCGCUCCAUCUCUGCUCCUUGUCUCUGAUCUCCCUGUGGAAGGGACAAAAAGAAAAAUGAAAUUAAGGGUGCGCAUGAAAAAGUCUAAGGAUGUUGAUGGUAAAGUUGUUGGUUCUAAAACUGUCAGAGCUUGUAGUUACUGGGAUUAAAUUGACUUAAAAAAAUAGUGGCAAUAACCCAACUCAGAUCUGACUAGAGCUGACCUUUAAAAUUGCAGACGGCAAACUUAGUCCUCAGAAAGUUGGUGUGCACCACUAAAGUUAAGUAUUAAUUUUCAGUUGAAGGUGUGUUUGAACAAAGUAGACGUGUUCAUUUGGAAUUGAAGGAAAAGAAGUUAGGUGUUUCAGGAUUCCAUGUUAAUUCCUCUUAAUGCGCACAAUAAUUUCAUAAUUUAAGACAUGAAACUUCUGUUGAACAUACAAAUAAUAUAAUUUAUGUCAUAUUAUUUCGAAGCUAAUGUUGUACAGUGUGGAUAAGUGUUUAUGGCAAGAUCAGCAUUUCGGUCUCACUGCCGAUAAGGCACAUUUCCUUUGAAAUGAAUAUACACUUCUCAUGUUGUCUUUUUAGUCCGAAAACAUCAGAUGUUCUCUUCACAAUCAGUAUUUUUGCACAAAUUAAUUAAAAGCACCAAAUUGAUUCAAUGUCAGAGUCUCAGUUCUGUGAAGCUACUGUGGUAGUUUCUAAAUUGCACUACUGGGAGUAGUUCAGUUGAAGUUCAAACAAGUUUUUGAGUCAACACGCACAACUGUACAUGGUGUCACUGUUUUGAAUUUGUCUUUCUCUCUUAGUGUGUGUUCAUUUCAAUAAAUGUUUGAUGAUUCGUAUUUAUUGUAAGAGACAAAAGUGCAUAAUUUAAAAACUACAGUUUUGAAGGCUUUUCUGUUUCUCUAAGGUAAAUAAAUAUGGCUUUUUUUCUUGCUAUCCUUUUGAUAAUUGUUAAAAAGACUGUCAUACUUGUCUCAUGGAGGAGGUAGCUGCAAGGUAGCGAACACAGUGUACAUAUGCAGUGUCUUCAAAUGUUUCUACAUGUUUUUGCAAAUGGGACUUAUCUAUUAAAAGACUUUUCUUUCUAAGGAAAAUCUGGGUGAUGUGUUGUUCUUUUGUUGUUAGGCAGAUAAUAAAUAAGGCAAAAUAUGAUCAUGUCACAGUUGUCUGUAAUCUGA